Messenger RNA from Quercus lobata, 1726 nucleotides. RefSeq names its product AAA-ATPase At2g18193-like. Lineage: Eukaryota; Viridiplantae; Streptophyta; Magnoliopsida; Fagales; Fagaceae. The record is from RefSeq and is a predicted model, not a curated record. The transcript is spliced from 2 exons. The coding region runs from base 124 to 1647 and encodes 507 amino acids. Gene Ontology annotation, molecular function: ATP binding; ATP hydrolysis activity.
CUUGCCCCAAUAAAGCAAUAAGCACAGGCACAGGCAACACUAAAAAAAGCAAAAACAUAACAAAUAUCCAAAAAUCAGAUUGAUUUCUGAGCUGUUCAAGAUUUUCUUGCUCCAACAGUGAAAAUGUUUUCCCUGAAAGAAAUGCCAUCCACAGCCUCCACAUUGUUCUCUGCUUACGCUUCCUUCGCGGCCUCCAUGAUGAUGAUUCGAUCCAUGGCCAACGAGGUGAUUCCCCCUGAGCUCCGCUCUUAUCUCAACUCCACUUUCCACUACCUCUUCACUCCACUCUCUUCCACACUCACACUUGUCAUCGACGAGUACUGUGGCAUGGCUCGAAACCAAGUCUUUGACUCCGCAGAGAUGUAUCUCCGCACCAAGAUAAGCCCCACAACAGAUCGACUUCGAGUCAGCAAAAGCUCGCGUCAGAAAAACUUCGCUGUGGCAAUCGAGAACGGUGAAGAGGUUGUCGACAGGUUCGAUAAUGUUCAACUCAAGUGGUACUAUGUUUGCAAAGAACCCAAGAACGCAUACGCCAUUGAAAAGCGUUGCUUUGAGCUCACUUUCAAUAAGAAAUUCAAAGACAAGGUGUUUGAAUCUUACUUGCCCUACAUUUUGGUGAGAGCUAACUCUAUCAAACAAGAAGAGAAGGUGGUUAAGCUGUAUAACCGUGAGUGUCCCUUCAGUGACGAGGAGGGAGGCGGUGGUGGAGGCAUGUGGGGUUCGAUUAAUCUCGAGCAUCCAGCUACGUUUGAGACUUUGGCUAUGGAUCCGGAGCUUAAGAAAUCUAUCAUUAGUGAUUUGGACAGGUUUGUGAGGAGGAAAGAAUUCUAUAAGAGAGUAGGCAGGGCUUGGAAAAGAGGGUAUUUGUUGUAUGGUCCUCCUGGUACCGGUAAAUCUAGCUUGAUUGCUGCCAUGGCUAAUUACCUCAAGUUUGAUAUCUAUGAUUUGGAGCUCACCAGUAUUUACUGCAAUUCUGAUCUAAGAAGGAUUUUGUUGUCCACCACAAAUAGGUCUAUUUUGGUGAUUGAGGAUAUCGAUUGCAGUGUAGAGAUGAAUAAUCGGCAAAUUCAAGAUCAGCAUGAACUUCCUCAUUCCAAGUUUACUCUUUCGGGUCUAUUAAACUUCAUUGAUGGCUUGUGGUCUAGUUGCGGCGACGAGCGAAUUAUUGUGUUCACUACCAACCAAAAGGACCGGCUUGACCCUGCCUUGUUGCGUCCCGGUCGAAUGGACGUGCAUAUUAACAUGUCAUAUUGCACUAGUCGUGGCUUCAAACUCUUGGCCUCUAAUUACCUUGGCAUUCAUCAUGGAAAAUCCCACCCCCUCUAUGGAGAAAUUGAAGGCCUAAUAGACAGCACAAAGGUCACCCCAGCAGAGGUUGCUGAGGAACUAAUGAAGAGCGAAGAUGCCAAUGUUGCUCUUCAAGAGCUUGCCAAUUUCCUCAAACGUAAGCAGGUUGAAAGCAAUGAAAUUAAAGAUGAAGAUCAAGAAGCAAAGAGGUUGAAAACUGAUGGAAAUGUGAAGAAAAUUGUUAGAAAUAAGUUGAAAACUGGUGAGAGAAUCUUUAGAAACGGUAGGAGAAGAGGUGUAAGAGGAGGAAGAAGCCUGCGAUCAGCCACAAGAAGUGCACAAUGUAUAAUAUUUGACUAGUGUAAAAUAUUAGUGCACGUACGUUUGUCAAUAAGAGCAUUCACUCACACUUUACCUAUAUGGAAGAAAAGUUAUCUUA